AAGGAACUCCAUGAAAGAUGACAGAAGAAGUGAUUGUUAUAGCCAAGUGGGACUACACGGCCCAGCAAGAGCAGGAGCUGGACAUCAAGAAGAACGAGCGGCUAUGGCUGCUGGAUGACUCCAAGACAUGGUGGCGUGUGAGGAAUGCAGCCAACAGGACAGGCUAUGUGCCAUCCAACUACGUGGAGAGGAAGAACAGUCUCAAGAAGGGCUCCCUAGUAAAGAACCUGAAGGACACCUUAGGCCUCGGGAAGACCCGCCGGAAGACGAGCGCACGCGAUGCCUCCCCGACACCCAGCACCGACGCGGAGUUCCCGACCAACGGCGGGCCCGGCGGCGCCGACCGCAUCUACGACCUCAACAUCGCGGCACUUGUCAAGUUCGCCUACACCGCCGAGCGCGAGGACGAGCUGUCGCUGGUCAAGGGCGCGCGCGUCACCGUCAUGGAGAAGUGCAGCGACGGCUGGUGGCGGGGCAGCUGCAACGGCCAGGUGGGCUGGUUCCCCUCCAACUACGUGCUGGAGGAGGCGGACGAGGCAGCGGCCGAGCCCCUCGGCUGCCCGGGCCUGCGCCAGGCCACGGCGCUCAGCAACGGGCAGGGCGCGCGGCCGCUGCACCUGGUGCAGACGCUCUACCCCUUCAGCUCCGUCACCGAUGAGGAGCUCAACUUCGACAAGGGCGAGACCAUGGAGGUGAUCGAGAAGCCCGAGAACGACCCCGAGUGGUGGCGGUGCAAGAACGCGCGGGGUCAGGUGGGCCUGGUCCCCAAGAACUACGUGAUGGUCCUCAGCGACGCGCCCGCCCAGCACCCGGGGCUCUCGCCACCCGUCAGCGUCGGCUACACGGGACCCGCCUGCAGCGGGCGCUUCGCGGGCCGUGAGUGGUACUACGGCACCGUGACACGCCACCAGGCUGAGUGUGCCCUCAACGAGCGUGGCGUGGAGGGUGACUUCCUCGUGAGGGACAGCGAGUCCUCGCCCAGUGACUUCUCCGUGUCUCUCAAAGCAUCAGGGAAGAACAAGCACUUCAAAGUGCAGCUCGUGGACAAUGUCUACUGCAUCGGGCAGCGGCGCUUCCACACCAUGGACGAGUUGGUGGAGCAUUACAAGAAGGCACCCAUCUUCACCAGUGAGCAUGGGGAGAAGCUCUACCUCGUCAGAGCCCUGCAGUGACUGCCCACACCCUGGCCUGGACAAGAUGCAGGGCACACCCGAGGGUGCUCACACAGGCUACCCCAUCGGGUGCUUUGGUCCUUGACUGGCUCCCUCGUAACCCUGGCUCGGUUGGUUUAUUUUCCACUCACCUUCCUUUGGCCGUCCCAAACCCCCUGCCCUGUGUGCAAGCCCACUCCCCUCCUGGCCAGCUUUAGAGAAUGGGGAGUGGGAGGAUGGGGCAGUCCCUCCCUAUUCCUUCCCCACGGGGAGCAGCCUUAGUCUGUGUGGAAGGUUGAUGCUGACAGAGCCCCUAGCUCGAGAGAUGGGUGCCAUUUGACCACCCCAAGAUGCUGUUCUCUCCUGAACUGGCCAGCACGCUGGAAACAGAGCUGGGUGAGCAGCACCAACGAAGGUCCCCGUCCCAGCAGCCCUUGUGCUGUCGCCUUGGCCCUGACGUGGCUCCCGGAUUCCCCAGGGAGUGAGCACGUUUGCUGGUAGCAAUACUGGAACCACCAGGUGAGGUGGUCACGAGGGACUGCCCAGUGCCUUUGGGGCUGUGCUUGCAAUAAAAGACAGGAUUUUCUUGAAAGUCAAUCUCCAAGUGAGGUGGCUCGGAAAGAUAGAUGUUUUAGUAAUUGAACCCCCCCCAAGAUGUGCCAUCCACAUAGUGCUUUCUUCCUCACGCCCUUUGGCUUGUUUAAAUUUCACAAUUCUGUAUUUAAUUCUCAUUGUAAUGAUGUACUGUAGCCAUUUGUUGACACUAAUUCAGAUGAUUAUGGAAAACAGCUGAUCUUUGGGGAAGGGAGCUACCGAUACUUUACACACAAGAUAUAUAUAAAUAUCGAUAUAUAUUAUUUGCUUUACAGGGAAAUUUUUCAGGGUUUACAAAAGAUAUGUGAUUGGUAGUAAGAGACACAAAAUGUUUAUGAAGAAAUUGCAUUCUCUCUUUUUUCUUUACAUUUGAACUUCUUCAUAGUUUAAACAUACACUCCUGGGGUGGCACAUUCCGACAAUUGAAGACAGGAUCUUGAUACCCUGCCCCCUGAACUUGCAUACUCCGUUUUUUGGAUAUUGUAAUAAAAAAAAGCAUUAUGACAAAA
Messenger RNA from Sorex fumeus (smoky shrew), 2254 nucleotides. RefSeq names its product NCK adaptor protein 2 (gene NCK2). The record is from RefSeq and is a predicted model, not a curated record. The transcript has 3 exons. Gene Ontology annotation, molecular function: protein binding. The coding region runs from base 18 to 1172 and encodes 384 amino acids. Lineage: Eukaryota; Metazoa; Chordata; Mammalia; Eulipotyphla; Soricidae. Gene Ontology annotation, biological process: negative regulation of PERK-mediated unfolded protein response; positive regulation of endoplasmic reticulum stress-induced intrinsic apoptotic signaling pathway; positive regulation of translation in response to endoplasmic reticulum stress.